AUGUAAAAAAAAUAGUAAUAUGAAAAGGAUUUCGAUUCCUAUAAACAUAAUAUUAAACUAUCUGAAGAGUAAAUGCGGAAGUCUCUUGAAGCAGCAACUAACCAUAAAUAAGCUUGUCUCGAUAAUUCAACCAAUUUUGAAUUAUUUGCCACAUGCAUGGAAAAAUAUGAAGGCAAAGUCGACAACAUAGCCAAUCUUUUGUCUACACGCUUGCUCUUUAUUGAAAGACAAGCCUUGGAAUGCUACAAGUCAUAAUCAGACGAAAGAGAAUAUGAGCAUUGUCACCAAAAGGUCGAACAAGACCUGCAUAAUUGCUACAAUGAGUACUAUUAAGGACUACUUAAUCUUUGA
Messenger RNA from Paramecium tetraurelia, 351 nucleotides. RefSeq lists its product as uncharacterized. The record is from RefSeq and is a predicted model, not a curated record. The transcript is spliced from 2 exons. NCBI's taxonomy places the organism in Eukaryota, Ciliophora, Oligohymenophorea, Peniculida, Parameciidae.